This is a messenger RNA of Felis catus (domestic cat), 5729 nucleotides long. It is a transcript of the gene LMAN2, whose product is annotated as lectin, mannose binding 2. Gene Ontology annotation, molecular function: D-mannose binding. NCBI's taxonomy places the organism in Eukaryota, Metazoa, Chordata, Mammalia, Carnivora, Felidae. The record is from RefSeq and is a predicted model, not a curated record. Bases 161 to 1231 code for a protein of 356 amino acids. The transcript is spliced from 8 exons. Gene Ontology annotation, cellular component: Golgi membrane; COPII-coated ER to Golgi transport vesicle; endoplasmic reticulum membrane. Gene Ontology annotation, biological process: Golgi organization; endoplasmic reticulum organization; endoplasmic reticulum to Golgi vesicle-mediated transport.
AGCUGGUCGGUAAAUAAAGCCGCCUUCCCUCCUGCUGCGAAGCCUUGCUUUUUUAACUUCCCGGUGACACUAGGUUUGGAGGGUUUCCGGCCGGAGGCCAUUAGAUGGGACACCCGGAAGCCGGAAGUCCCAGGGCGGAAGUGGCCGAGAGGAACGGAGAAUGGCGGCGGAAGGCUGGUUUUGGCGCUGGGGCUGGGGCCGGCGGUGCCCGGGGAGGCCUGGGCUUCCCGGCCCUGGCCCUGGCCCCACUACACCUCUACUUCUUUUUCUGUUGCUGGGGCCGGUUGUUGCAGAUAUAACUGACGGCAACAGUGAACACCUCAAGCGGGAGCAUUCGCUUAUCAAGCCCUACCAAGGGGUCGGUUCCAGCUCCAUGCCCCUCUGGGAUUUCCAAGGCAGCACUAUACUCACGAGCCAGUACGUGCGUUUGACCCCUGAUGAGCGCAGCAAAGAGGGCUCUAUCUGGAACCACCAGCCUUGCUUCCUCAAGGACUGGGAGAUGCAUGUCCACUUCAAAGUCCACGGUGCAGGGAAGAAGAAUCUCCAUGGAGAUGGCAUUGCCUUGUGGUAUACCCGGGACCGCCUUGUGCCAGGGCCUGUGUUUGGAAGCAAAGACAACUUCCAUGGCCUAGCCAUCUUCUUGGACACAUAUCCCAAUGAUGAGACCACAGAGCGUGUGUUCCCGUACAUCUCGGUGAUGGUGAACAAUGGCUCCCUGUCCUACGACCAUAGCAAGGAUGGCCGCUGGACUGAGCUGGCAGGCUGCACGGCUGACUUCCGCAACCGCGAUCAUGAUACCUUCCUGGCUGUUCGCUACUCCCGUGGCCGUCUGACGGUGAUGACCGACCUAGAGGACAAGAACGAGUGGAAGAAUUGCAUCGACAUCACGGGAGUGCGCCUGCCCACUGGCUACUACUUUGGAGCCUCGGCUGGCACCGGAGACCUGUCUGACAAUCAUGACAUCAUCUCCAUGAAACUGUUCCAGCUGAUGGUAGAACAUACGCCUGAUGAAGAGAACAUUGACUGGACCAAGAUUGAGCCCAGUGUCAAUUUCCUCAAGUCACCCAAAGACAAUGUGGAUGACCCGACGGGAAACUUCCGCAGCGGGCCCCUGACAGGGUGGCGGGUGUUCCUGCUGCUGCUAUGUGCGCUCCUGGGCAUCAUCGUGUGCGCCGUGGUGGGGGCCGUAGUGUUUCAGAAGCGGCAGGAGCGGAACAAGCGAUUCUACUGAGCGGCCGGCGCUCUGCUCUGGGGAAGGCCUGGUUUUGGGCCCCGGCACUAAUGUGAACUUUUUUUUACUGAGAUUGUAAAAGAAAAACAAGAUGACCUUAUUUCUUAACCGUUUCAAAGAAAUAAUUAAAGUAUUUUCGUACAUUUUGCUUCUUGCCCAGCAGGGAUAAGCUGCAGGGCUGGGGAAUAGGGUUUGGCAUCCCCACACCUGGGGCAGAGGUCCUCACCCAUCUCAGGAGCAGGGAGGAGUCUGUGCCUGGAGCUGGGCCCUGGCAGGUGGCUCUUGAACACUGGAGGGCCCCCCAACCACAUUGUGGUGGGUGUCUGACGAUGCAAGCAGUGAUUUUGUUCUGUGCGGUGUGUGUUGGUGGAAAAGGAGGCUGACUGGGGAACCUGGGCCUUUCUGGUCACCCUCUGAGCUUCUUCCCAAGGCAGAGCCUCAGUGAGGCUGGAGGAGCAAUUUGGUGGGGCUCAGAGUGUGACCGUUUGCUAAAUAAAGUGAAAUAACCAACCUCAGCUGUGUGACUGUCCUAAGGGGCUUGCUUUUCUUUUCCUUCAAGUAACUUCCAGGUGGCCAGUGGUUUACAGCUCUCAGCCUCAUCCCCUUGGCCUUGCCACACAGCCCCAGGAGGCAAGUGCUGUGCUCCCUGUUCCCAGAUGGGGAAGCACAGCUCUGGGAGGUCAAGCGAAACUUGCCCAGUGUCACAUAGCAAAUGAGGUCAUGGGGAUGGGGCCUUGUGCCAUCUUCCACGUUCUCUGAGCCUCUCACUCUGGGCAGGGGAAGAUGUAGGGUACCACACAGAGGGUGGGACCUAAGUGCAAGCGAACUCUAGGGAACUCGGGCUAAGGGGGGCUUCAGGAAGAUCUGGAAGGGAUUUGUGGGUACAGAAGGACAGGUUGGGGUCGGUAAUGGUAUUCCCUUUGGGGUGCCUCGAGGGGAGAAAGAUGGCACAGGGAGUGGAAGAAAGCCGGCAGCUAGAAGGAAAGUACCAUCAUCUGGCAGCUUUCUUGGGUCUGUCUGUCCUGGCCAUGGCCUGCCUCUGCUCUCCAGACUGUUCUUCGGUGCUCCUGACCCCGCCAUGGAACAGUGUGUCCCCAUCCAUUCUGGAGCCAUCUUCAGCAUCUUGCACUUUUUUUUUUUUUUUUUAAUGUUUUAUUUAUUUUUGAGAGAGAGAGAGAGAGAGCGAGCGAGCGAGCUUGAGCGGGGGAGGGGUAGAGAGCGAGGAAGACACAGAAUCCAAAACAGACUCCUGGCUCUGAGCUGUCAGCACAGAGCCCAAUGUGGGGCUCGAACUCACGGACUGUGAGAUCAUGACCUGUGCCGAAGUCGGACGCCCAACCAACUGAGCUACCCAGGUGCCCCCAGCAUCUUCCAGUUAAAUGACACUUGAGUCUCUAUCUUUAAAAAAAAAAAAAAAAAAAAAAAUUUUUUUAUGUUUAUUUGGGGGAGGGGCAGAGAGAGAAGGAGACACAGAAGCCGAAACAGACUCCUGUCUCUGAACUGUCAGCACAGGGCCUGACGCAGGGUUCGAACCCACAGACUGUGAGACCAUGACCUGAGCAGAAGUUGGAUGCUCAACCAUCUGAGCCACCCAGGCGCCCCAACUCUCCAUUUUAAAAACAGAGCAACCUGUCUCCCUGUUGUAACCAGGCUUCUUAUAAUUAACAUUCUUGAUGAGAUUCUUAUAAAAAGUGGAUAGAAGUAGAUGUGGUAAAGAGUAAGAACAUAUAUUCCUGUCAGUCUUUCACCCUCACUCCCCUGAGCUCUUCAUUGAUCUACUGUUCAUGGUCUCUUAUCCCUCUCGAUGUGUCCUGUGUACACAUAGGACCCAUCUUUUGGCAGGUGAGAUGUCAAGAGAUUGUUUAUAAAUUCACAGUGACAGAGAAUUCUGAGCUGUGUUUUCUUUUCAUGGGGCUGGGAGCCUGUUCAUGAAGCUGUAAGAGAAAACAUGAUCUUCCUUAUUGAAAGAAAUAUUUUAUUGAGCACUUUCCCCAGAACAAUUUCUUUACUUGAAAAGUAGCUAACUUUGAGUGCUUACUAUAUCCCAGGCGUGGUUCUGAGCAGUUGACACGUAUUAACUCAUUUCUCUCCACCACACUUAACCCACUUGGACAUCAAAAAUCUGCUAGGCUGGGUGGCUCCUGACUCACUGAGCAUCUUCUUCCUUGGCGAGUGCCGUGUCUGUACUGACAUGAAUGACUGAGGCCUGGAAUCUGGAACUCUCUGUGGCUGCUACAACCACCAUAAUCUGCACUACACUCUCCAUAUUUGGCCUUUAAUUUUGGCCCUAUCUUGGCCUUCCCCAAAUUCCUGAAUUAUUAGGCAAAUUGGCAUCCUGUCCUGUAUGGCUCUUGCCUUUGGCUGCAUGUUGGAGACAUCUGGAGAAUGAAACUCAGUCCUCUGUGCUCUACAGUUUGGGUUUAAGAAGUAGGUGGGGUGUGGGCAGGGGCAGUUUGAAAACAACCACGUUGGGUGGUUCAGAUGAGCAUAUAGGCUUGAGAAGUGGCAGGUGUAGACUAGUGAUUUGAAGGCUGAUCUUGAAGUGGUCCUGGUCUGUUCUUGGCGGUCAGCGGCUUGUUUGCAUCCCUUUCAAAGUUCAAACCUGGAGGUGUUUUCCUAGAAGGUUAGGUUUGUGUUCUCACAUCUGCUUUUUCAUAUAUGUGGGUUCAUGCUACUGUAAUCUACAUUUUUGCCACAUGCAUUUAUUAUUUUUAAAUGUUUAUUUUCGAGGGGGGUGAGGGGCAGGACAGGGGGCCAGAGGAUCCAAGUCAGACUCCACCCUGACAGCAGCUUCAGCACAGUGAGCCCACUGUGGGGCUCGAACUCAUAAACUACAAUCAUGACCCAAGCCAAAGUCGGAUGCUCAACCGACUGAGCCACCUAGAUGCCCUGUCACGUGAGUUUAAAAACAGAGUUAUUUCAUCAUAUAGAAGUUAGAUAUAAAUGUAUAUCACUGCACCUGUUGUACAGCAUGAGAAAUGAAACGUGGCUGAUGCAUUUUCACCCUUCUUUGUCCCCUGCCCAAAAUAGGUGCCCCCCCUCUUGGAGGUAAUUGCUGCGGAUUCUGAUUUUUUUAUGUUUCUUUCUUUCUUUAAUGUUAAAUUUAUUUUUGAGAGAGAGAGUGCAAGUGGGGAAGGGACAGUGAGAGAGGGGGACAGAGGAUCUGAAGCUGACAGCAGUGAGCCCAAUAUGGGGCUUGAACUCAUGAACCGUGAGAUCAUGACCUCAGCUGAAGUCCAAUGCUCAACCAACUGAGCCACCCAGGUGCCCCUGAUUUUGUUUUAUGUUUCUUAAAAAUGUUACUGUAGAGGUAUGUAUCCCUAAACGCAUAGUAGUGUUUUGCAUUCUAAAAAAUUACAAAUGGUACACAGACGUAUUCCUCAGCUCUUAAAAUUCAGCACUGUUUGUGAAUCUUUGCAUUAGAUGUAGCUCAAGAUGUGGCAUAAGUGGACUCCAGUUUCUCCAUUUGGCCACUGCUGGAUGUUUGGAUGGUUUCCAGGUUUUUGCUCUUAAAAUGCUGCUCUAAAUGUUCUGGAGCCCAUCUCCAUCCACGCACAAGUGUGAGGAACUGCCGGGUUGAACUUACUUGUAACUUAUGUACGUUCCAGUCUUACUGGUUGUCAGAUUGGUCUUGUGGGUUGUAUUCAUUCUGCUCCCACCUUGGUGACUGAGAUUCCCCCUGCCCAUUUCUUAGCACUUGAUAUUAUCAAUGUUUACUUAUUGAUGAUCUGAUAGGUAUAAAAGUUUUAAUUUGCAUUUCUCAGCUAAUCAGGUUGAGGAUUUUUGUAUCCUCAAGGAUCCAUCCAUGGUGGUGUAAUUUUUUUGCCCCUCACCUUUUUCUUGUGGUUACAUGCCCAUUCUCAUGGGAUCUUCAGGUAUGUGCUUUUGCGGAUUACCUCUCAGCAUGUGUGUCUUUUGAUUUUCUAAUGUCAUAUGAUUUACUGUCUAUAUUUUAAUGUCAAUUACUAAUCUUUUCCAAAUAUUUUUCCCCCAAAAGUCUGAAAAUUUUGUUCAGACUUAGUUUAUAAUCUCCAUGGAAUUGACUUUUGUGUGGAGUAUGAUGUAGGGAUCUGGUUUUCCCACUAUGUAUAGCCAGUUGUCAAAACAUUUCCUGACAUUCAUUCUUCCACACAAGCCACGCUGCUGAAUCAAGUGCUCCAGACACCGCUCCCUCGUCUUCCUCCUGUUUCAUGGCUGGAAGGCCAGAUGUUUAGCUAAAUUCUCCAGCUUCUUAGCUAGGGUGGCUCUGUGAGAGCUGUGCCUGCCGAGGGGACUCUCGGUAAAAAGCGCCAGAUGGCAGCUGGCGUGGCUGUUUGCCCAUCCUCCUCCUGCUGGACAGUGGGGGUGACCCCCAGAGGUGCAAAAGCCCCCUGUGACCAUGGGGGCAGUAGUGAGCACCAGAGCUGGGUGGAGCAUGUGUCCUCAGGACAUCCAGGGCUGCCGCAGCCCUGGACUGCUGGGCUUUUAUGUAAAAUAAAUAAAUUUGUAUUUGCUCAAA